Molecule: messenger RNA, 4119 nt
Organism: Danio rerio (zebrafish)
Lineage: Eukaryota; Metazoa; Chordata; Actinopteri; Cypriniformes; Danionidae
Source: RefSeq, a predicted model, not a curated record
ACCGUCAAUCACGAAGAAGUGUUUUGUUGUCAUGGCGGUGUUUUAAACCGCCUAACACCUACACACAAAUCUCCAAUUUAUAUAAUUUCUUCUCAACUAACGUGUCGUCAUGGUAAAAUUCACCACGGAUUUAUUUGUCGUUGGCCUGUUAACUAUGGGUUUAUAUGGGAUAGAUCAAUCGCUUUUUCUGUAAUCGAUCGUAUCCGUCAGUAGAGAAUCAGUUAAGCUACUCUGAGGAGGAUUACUCAAAUUGGAUUUGCAACUAGCCGAAUGACUUACUUCUAUCAAUACAGUACACAAAAGAAGAUUUCAUUAGGAUGAUUUCUGAUUUCCAUAGGGCUUCUACUAUGACAACUGCCGAUCUGGGCUCUUUGAACCGUCAAUGGAUUAAAAAAGGCUCUUCUGUGUCUCAGAUUGCUGGUCUGCAAACACAGCUUCAGUUCAAUAGUGCAGUGUUACCCAGUGUCCUGAACCGAGCCACCCGAGUGGGACCCCCUUCUCCCAUCGUGAUAGAGAAACUUCUCCCCCAUACAGAGAGGCAGGAUGAUAUGGAAAGCUGCAGCAGCUCCUUACGGCUCUCAGUCCUGUCAGAAGAGCGCCUGCAGGCUGCUGUCAGACUCGCCAAGAGAGAUCUGCAAAGAAAACGGCAGGAAUCCAUCAACCGUUCAUCCCUCGAACAAGAAGAAACACAGGAGAUUAUUAUCCCUGAAAGAACCAACACAGAUAACGUUCCUCGUGUGGUUUCCCCAAAGAUGGCUGGUACAAGGAAGCAAAUAAAAACUGGCGCUCAUGUGCUUGUUUAUACUCCUCAGAAGCCCAACAGCCCAAUUAAACAGACUCAAACACCCAUUAAAAACACUAUAGUCAACAGCAGUGAACCUCAACUCACACAAGAGAUUCGGAAAUUACAGAAGGAACUGAGCACGUAUGUUCAAAGGGUAGAGCAGUUGGCUAAUAAAGAAUGUGUGGUGGAGGCUUUGGAGCCUAAUGAGAAGCAGAGGAUAGAGAUCCGGCGGCAGGAGCAGGCGGCCCGUUCCGCUCGUAUGAUCUAUGUGUUACAACAGCAGGUUAAAGAAAUAAAGCAGGAUCUAGACAAGCUACGUUGCCAGAAUAUCAAACCGACAAAAAAGUCCAGGCCAAUGGAGCGGCUGGCUGCUGCUCACCGGGGAGCUGUGAGAGCCAUGCAGGUUUUUAUCAACCAGCUGUCGGACCCUGCUGAGAAUAGAGUGCCCACCCACUGCAAAGAGCUGGGUCAGCUGAUUCGCCAGCUCUCUCUCUGCUCUGCCAAAGUAGAGGUGGGACAAGGAUCUGUCGUCCCAGAGACAGCACUCGACAUCCUGCAGAAAUUAGAGAUGCUUGACUCAGCUCUGAGCAAGCAGGAGACCACCAAAAAACGAGAUGUGUAUUUGCAGAAUGUUAACCCAGUGGAAAAGACCUCCAUUCAGGUCAGGGCCCGCAGCAUGUCCCCUCCCCGUCCUGCUAGAGCCCCAGCUGAGAGGAACUCACGGAGACCUCGAAAACCAGCUGAUGCCAAAAAGCCAGCUAGCAGCAGACUGGCAGGAAAAUCCCACAGGACUUCACAGGCAUUGCUGAAGGAGCGCAAUGAUGUUUUGAAAGCAGGGCUAGAAAGCCUCAUCCAUCAUCAAAAACUGAGAGAGGCAGAAGCACAGAAAACCAACAAAACUACUAGUGCUAUUAGCCAGGACCAUGUUAAGCAGGCCAGUCAUGUUCGUGAUGCCAAAUUCCAGCAGCCCACCGUCUCAUCACGACUGAGGGAAAACCAAGUUCCCCAGAAAGAGUCCACUGUGCCUUGGAUCCCAACAUCCCCUCAUUCUCCUUCUCGCCUGCGUGCUGUGCCCAACCGGCCAGAGCCCAGAUGUCUGUUCUCACCUCAUAAAAACCCUGAAAAGCAGAAGCCGCAGACUACAUCCAGUACCCAGCUCAGUGCUUCAUCACCUGACAGGAAACAGGCUCAAAAUGAAGCCCUCAGACAAGCCUGGCUGGACCGUGUGACUGCAGACAGACUGAGAGAACUGAAUCGUCUGAGUAAAGAAGAGGCUGACCGCAUUAAAAAACUCCGGACCACAGUGGGUUCUCCAACACAAUGGGCAGAGAGAGCCGAGCGAGCUGCUAAAGAGAGGAUUCAACCUUUGUUGGAUCAAGCUCAGAGGGUGGCUGGAGCAGGAAGUGACAGACUGAGAGCACGGCUGAAGGUUACAGAUAAGGCUGAGGGCAAGACAGACCUGCUGACUGAAACUCUUCUGGAGGAUCUUCAAGAGGACACAGCUCAAGCUCUGUGGGUCACGCAAAGGGAGCAGGUGGCUGAAACGGAUGCCGAGAGGAAGCUGCAGGGCCCCACAUUAGAGAGCAUGCUGUUGAGGAUGGAGGAGAUGGAGAGAGACCAAGAUGAAGUGCGUCGGCGCCUUGCCAUGAUCUCAUACUCGGACCCUCUCAUCUGGGAAAGAGGCACAGAUGCAACAAGGAAUAAUUCCAGCUCCAGGCCAAUCUCGCCCCAACCAAUCCGACUGACCAAACCAGCCCUGAAUGCACCCCCUACAGCCGACAUCCUCCUGCAAAAGCCAGUGGAGAUUGGGGCUGCAUCAGACAUGCCAAUACUUGAUGAUGAGUCUUUAACUCCAAAUGACUCCAGUAAUCCAGUCCCAGCCGGAGGGGGAAGCACACGAGGGGUUUACCUGACUGUGCCGGCCAGCAUGCAGAGACGUAUUCAGAAAUACAGGGAGAACCAUGAUGCCUUCCUGCGCCUGAUCUCCCAUGAGGCUCUGGGGAGCUUCAAUCCUUGGGCAAUAGCAGACAGUCUGGCUGAUGAGCUUAUGUCCGAGGCUCUGGCUGAAGUGGCGGCAGAGUUUCAGGAUGUUUGUGAAGAAUACGCAGAGGCGGUUUUCACUUCAGAGUUCCUCCAACCUGUCCAGUCUCCAUCCACAUCAAUGUCAUAGUAGCUACUCGAUUUACAAUGACAUCCAGAUUUUUUAUGAGGAAUUUAACAUCGUAUGGUUUGUGUUUUUGUAUGAUUUACAUUUAUAUGCUUAAUUAUGGGAACCUUUUGGUUAGAGCUCUGUUUUUUUUUUACUCAAGUCCAGUUCUCAUUUCUGUUGUAAUGUGAAACCUUAGUGGGCGGUCUGACUUUUAAAUACAAACAGAUGCUUUUUGCACACCACUAACAAAUGUCACAUCAGUGUGACAUAAUCCAUACACCGUUCUUUGUGCAUUAGUCAGUGCAUUAGUCUGUUGCUAUUGAGCCAAGACAAAAGCCUUAAAAGAGCCUCUACAUUAUUAAUGCAUUGUGAAUGAUGAGAUUUAUACUGAUGUCACACACAAGAUCAGGAUCACUCAGCCUCAGCUAUUCCUGAAUAGCAUUAACGGAUGCAUUACUUAAAUCCGCAUCAAAAAUUACUUUGUGGACACAUUUCAUACUCUUUAAAGCAUAUGUUUUGUUUUGCUAUGCUAAUUGACUCUCCAUAUGUUGCUGAUUAUCCCCAGCAUUAUCAAACAAGGAAAGGUGAGGUAUUUAGUGUAUGGCUAUGCUUUUGUGUCAAGAGCCUGAGGGGAAAAUGCCCUGCAGAUGAGUCCAGAUGUUGUGCUGGUAUUCUGGGAAUGUGCUUGAUAAGGACAAACAGACCCAGAGUGCACUAGUCCCUACAAACACACAUUCUUUCUAUGGGGCAAUGUAUACACCUACAGCUACAGUUUAUAUUACUAGUUUAGGCUUCUAAAAUUGAGGGUCUGUUUGUUUUUUGAGGACUUUGUGUUGCUUUAAAAGUAUUGGUUGUCGCAUAAUUGCUUAAUUUUAUUGCGGUAAACUUAUUUUAGGAUACAUUUCUUAACCUGUCAAGCUGCAAUUUAAACCCCCUAAUGUGAGUCACAGGUUUUUUCCAAACUACUUAUUUGUGCCAAAAGCAAACUAUUAGCACAAAUGCCAACAAAUUCCAGCUUUGUGCCAUGAACUGAUGUAAUUAAUGCUGUGAGACUGUGGAAAUGAAGUCACCAGAUUGGCAUGAACUUGUUAGUUAUGUUUUUAUUUCUGAUGAAAAAACCUGCUGUAUUUAUAAUCAUGAUUUAAUUUAUAACUAAAAUAAAUGUUCUAAACUGACUCCAAACAUC